This is a messenger RNA of Neopelma chrysocephalum (saffron-crested tyrant-manakin), 4081 nucleotides long. RefSeq names its product solute carrier family 25 member 21 (gene SLC25A21). The record is from RefSeq and is a predicted model, not a curated record. The transcript is spliced from 11 exons. Lineage: Eukaryota; Metazoa; Chordata; Aves; Passeriformes; Pipridae. Gene Ontology annotation, biological process: transmembrane transport. Bases 189 to 1007 code for a protein of 272 amino acids.
CUCUCGUCGUCGCCGCGGCGCAGUCAAGGAUGGCUCGGCAGCGCGGGGGCUUUCUGCAGGAGGCCUCUCACCAAGUCGUCGCCGGAGGCUCGGCGGAAACAGUCUACUGAAGACAUUUGGACUACUUGCAUUAAAACCAUCAUCUGGACUUGUCCCAGAGCAUUACAGGUCUUGUAGAAAUUUGCCUGAUGCAUCCCCUUGAUGUCGUGAAAACAAGGUUCCAAAUUCAAAGAGGGAAAACUGAUCCAACUAGUUACAAGAGCCUGGGGGACUGUUUUAGGACUAUUUUCCAACGAGAAGGACUACUUGGCUUCUACAAAGGAAUAUUUCCUCCUGUCUUGGCUGAGACACCCAAAAGGGCGGUGAAGUUUUUCACCUUUGAACAAUACAAGAAGCUACUAGGAUAUGCAUCAUUACCUCCAGGACUGGCAUUUGCAGUUGCUGGCUUGGGAUCUGGGUUGACAGAGGCAAUUGUGGUUAACCCCUUUGAAGUAGUAAAGGUUACCUUACAGGCCAAUCAGAAUGCCUUCAAAGAGCAACCAUCUAGCUUUGCUCAAGCUCGGCAGAUCAUUAAAACCAAUGGUCUGGGCUUCCAAGGACUCAACAAAGGUCUUACAGCAACACUGGGCCGUCACGGAGUUUUUAACAUGGUUUACUUUGGGUUCUACUUCAAUAUGAAAAACAUUCUUCCAGUUAAUAAAGAUCCAAAUUUGGAGUUUUUGAGGAAAUUUGGAAUUGGGCUAGUCUCAGGAACAAUAGCCUCAAUUAUUAACAUUCCUUUUGAUGUUGCAAAAAGUAGAAUUCAAGGACCACAGCCAGUUCCUGGAGAGAUCAAGUACAGAACCUGUUUUAAAACUAUGGCAACAGUCUAUAAAGAGGAAGGAUUUCUGGCUCUGUACAAAGGCUUGCUUCCCAAGAUCAUGAGGCUUGGUCCAGGUGGUGCAGUGAUGCUUUUGGUUUACGAAUACGUUUAUGCAUGGCUUCAGGACACAGUUAAUCACAAGUAGCACUUCUGAAAAAUGUACUUCUUAAAAUUAUAUGCAUUCUAAAAUACACUUCAAUAAAGUAAAAGUGAUUCUUAUCCUUUAUGGUGUUGAAUGCACUCAGAUCGCACUGAUGUUAAUAAGUUCAAAGCAAAGUUGGUCUUCAGGCCAUGAUCCAAGAAAACAUUUAAACACAUGCUUUUCUGUAAGUGCAUAACUAAAUAGCAUUGCUGAUAUUUGUAAUUGUUUUGCUGGAUCAAGAGAAAAUAUAAAGGAGACAUAGGGAAAAGUUAGUUUUUAAAGGAAUUCUUGACAGAGAAUCAUCCUAUGUAGCUAUACAUUUUUUUAAAAGUUUUAACUGAAAUAGCAAGAUAAUAACUUUCAGGGGAUUUUCAGGAAAAAAAAUGAAUAAUCCUGGGGGACCAGAUACUAAGCUAGUAUAAACUGACAGCUCCAUUAACUCCACAUUAAGAACAUGACCCAUACUCUGCAGCUCUUGAGUAAUCUUGGGUCCAGUUUCAGUUCAGCUCAGUGUGAUUUCAGCAGUCAUAGAAGAGCAUUUUAAGUUUUUGGGAGCUCAGAUAGGAAAAGAACAGCCACAACCUUAGAAACACACAUACCAUUAAAUAUCCUACUUGUUCUGAUAUUGUAGAAAUCUCAUUCAGGCCACAGAAGAUACUGAAAAUAAUUAGUCUGAAUCAAGUUACAUAAAAAAUGCAAAACAACAUGGGACUCAUAGAAGAAAUGAGUAAACAAAUAAACAGAAAAAAGUAAUUUCAGGCAUAUGAAAUUUUACUGUGAAUUUUUUAUCCACCUUCAUAUACUAUUCCUAAAAGAUCUAGCCUGUGAUAAAAGUGCUCAGUGCACCCUGACUGCCCCUUUAGCCUUUCAUUUCCACCAUGGGGUGGUGAAACAAGUUUCCCAACUGAUAACACACAUGCAGUUGUAAUUAGUUAGCUGUGCACCUCAAAGAAAUGUACCUUUCCAUAGAUAAAAAAAUGCUAGAAUUGUUGCUUUUCCCAGUCACUGUAAAUAUAAAUAAUAUUUCAGAGAUGUACUCAUGUCCUUACUAGACAUUAUAAAUAUCUCUGUAAAAUACAGUAAAUUCUGUUAUGCUGACUGAAAAUACAGUUUCUGUUCAUGCAGUUAUGCCAUUCUACAUUUUCUUUUAAAGAACUCUUUCAAAAACUUAAAAUUACACAUUAUUCUGUUAUAAAAGUGUUCCCAUUAUAUAACUUGGUUUGUUGUCAAAUGAGUAUAUAUCUUGCAAUUGCUGAAAGUUUCUGUAACUCCUCAUGCUACAUUCACACUGUUAAUUUUAGUUGUUCUUCCUCUUAACGAGAUACAAACCUGCUAAAGAAAUAUCUUUCAAAAUUGUUACUUGAAAAUGACUGUUCAUGUGCAAAGUCUCGUCUCACAAGAGUUUUUAAUGCAUUAAAAAAGCAAUAAAAAGCUAAAAAUAGAAAUGCAUUUUCAGCACUUUCAAGGAUGCCUGUAUUGACAUGCUCAAUAAACCUCUUUUUUGUCUGAAUUUGGCAACAGGGGCUUCUCAUACCUAUGCUACUCCAUAGCUAAAAUCAAUAAAAUUAACUCUGUUAAGGUUUACGUGUUUAAGGCAAAUGUUCCUUGUCAUUGCAUUUCAUUAUCAGUGUUUAGCCAAAGAGAAGACACUACAAAGAUAAUUUCAAAAACUAAAGCCAAAUGCUUCAUAAUUUGUCUUUUAUUAAUUUAGAGCAUUCAAAAUAUAAAAAUAAAAUGCUUUAAACAUACUGUAUAUACAUAUAUAGCCUUCAGUUUUACAUCCUUUCCAACAUGAUUUUUUUUCAGUUAAUAGUUUAGCCUGAUCUUUGAUAAAAUGAGAAUGAUUAGAAAACAGAAAACAGCAUGGGCUUGGAAAACUAACCUAUGAGCAUGCCAGCCCAAUCCCCCAUUACCCCUGGUGUAAUAUGGGCUGUGAUUCAGUUUUACACCAAAGGACCAUGCAAACACAGUUUGGCUGUCAUAGAAGGGAGUAUUAUUAGGCUUCACUGAUUUCUUUGAAAACAUUUGACACUCUGGGAAUGAAGUGUAGAGUUUUCAGAUUAAAAACUUAAAUUCUGCACCCACAUAUACUGCAUAUUUCCCAAAUGCAUCCAUUGACCUCUGUGGGUUCACUCCGUAUUUAUACCCUUGUAUUUGACAACAGUAUUUAACCCUUGCUUAUUAUUUUUUGAAAAACAACUCCCUUUUUCUCUUUAAUUUAAUGUAAAGUGGCUUAAAGUUGUGUGGCUAGUAAGCUGAUAUGUUGCAGUUUUCAGUUUACCCAUUAGUAUAAGCAAGGAAAAAAGUCCUUGUGCAAAGAAGUAUUCUGCAUCAUAGGUUUACAUUUUUUAAAAGAUUUAUGAAAAUUCACACAAAAAUAAACUGUCACAGGCAGUUCACAAAGAGCCAAGGUCAGGUACUUCUGCUCACUCUGAGCAACAAUUUCUGCACACAGCCCCACUGACUUCCCAUUCAGGGGUAAGGUAUCAUGUACAGCAGGCAGAUGCGCAGAGAGCUGUACCUAAACAAACACAAAACAAAAUGGUUUAUGAUGAUGUAUUCCCAUGUGAGGAAUAAUUAACAUCAUGUCCUGUCCUUGCUGUAUAAAUUAUCCUGAUUUAGCUGAAGAGAAGAUAGUGCAAACAACUCAUACAAGCUAAGGAUCUGUCUCUCUGUCUCCCAAAACGCACUAAUAUCCCAUGAGAAUGUCAGGAAAGACAACUUUUAUUCUGGAAAUGACCUCAUGUUACCCAGAAAAAUUUGGAAAAUUUUUAAUGCAGGCACACUUUGUUACAGACUUGUGAAUUCUUGAAGUUUAAAAAUGCUGUGCUAUGAAAGGCUUCUCUUCCUUUUUCUUUGGUUUUUUUUUUCCAUUUGAUGUCCCCUUUUUGAUUUGCAUGGAUAACAAUAGGAAGACUUACUCAAUAAUUCUAUAAUCCAGUAAAACAACAAGGUUGAAAACUAAAAUCCUCUUGCCAACUUAAUCACUUAUUUACUCAUGAUCUUUUUCUUAUCUUCUUUUUUUCCCUGUUUUAUUUUUAGUGAAGAGCUUGUCUAGAAUUAAACCAAUGUCUUUC